AUGAAACCGAGGUCGUUUUAUUACAGUUUUGUGGCACGGGGAACGACCAUUUUGGCAGAGUAUUGCGCUUCGUCUGUCGAUUUUCGGAAAGCUGCACUCGCAUGUCUGGCGGAGGUACCUCCGGAUCAGAGCGUGUACUCUGUCACUCGUGGACCUCACACGUUCAACUGCAUAACAGGAGGGGGAUACAACUAUUUGGUCGUGGCAGAUGAGGACAUCGGGAGCCAGAUACCUUUAGUGUACCUGGAGCGCGUGAAGGGGGAGUUUCAAAGGAGCUAUGGCGGAAGCAGGGCGAGCAAACUGGCCGCGCACAGCUUGGACGAUCAGUUUGGUGUUGUGUUGAAGAUGCAGAUGGACUUCUGUAUGGAGAAUCCUCAGGAAAUGGACACGAACAUUCAGUCGAAGCUGAGAUCCCACGUUCUGGAAGUCAAAAGCAUCCUGAUGGACAACAUUGAUCAGAUUCUCCCUCUGGCACGCACGAAUACUGAUGCCGACGCCAUCGCGGUGCGCGCCAAGGAAUUCUACGAGAAUCAAAAGCGCCGUAGAAGGAAGAACAGGUGUAAGAUCGGUAUGAUUGUGCUCUUCAUCUCUCUGCUUUUGGGCAUUCGCCUGAUCCAUUACCUCGGGGAAUGA
Messenger RNA from Marchantia polymorpha subsp. ruderalis, 633 nucleotides. The record is from the annotation of a GenBank genome assembly. Lineage: Eukaryota; Viridiplantae; Streptophyta; Marchantiopsida; Marchantiales; Marchantiaceae.